CGUUCAGUCAACAUGCGUUCCUCCCACAACUGUGUAUCCGGAGACCACCAUUCUUUUUUUGCGUAAAUAGAGUGAUAUUAUAGUACCAGUGUGCAUCAACAAAAUUGACCGCAUAACAUAUUUGAUUAUUACGCCAAGUGCAUGAAUUGGGAUGUCUGCAACGGACUGGUACGCGCACAAAUCCAUCGGAGAAGGUCUGUACUGGAUCCAGGAGAAGUUUUUUGAUUCGUCAAACAGAGCAAAUAUUUGGCUCCUUCGAGGAUCUCACCAAGAUGUAGUGAUAGACACAGGCUUGGGGUUGAGGAGUUUACCAGAUUACAUUAACACCAAAUGUCUGCUUGGAGACGACCCGCAGCGAAAGAACCCCAUUUUGGCGAUCGCCACCCACGCCCACUUCGACCACUCAGGUGGUCUGCAUCAGUUCGAACUGGUGGGAGUCCACAGUGCAGAGGUCGAUGCACUGGCCAACGGAGACAACUACGAGACCGUUACGUGGCUGUCUGACAGAGAGAUAGUCCAGGCUCCCUGGCCAGGAUGGAGGGCCAGAGGAUACAGGGUCAAGGCUGUACAACCAACACACAUACUACAAGAAGGUGAUGUCAUCAACCUGGGCGACAGGCAGCUGAAGGUGCUGCACAUGCCCGGCCACUCCCGGGGCAGCAUCUGCCUGCACGACGGGGACAACAAGAUGCUGUUCAGCGGGGACGUGGUCUAUGACGGAGCCAUAAUCGACUGGCUGCCCACCAGCCGUGUCAGCGACUACGUCAGUAGCUGUGAGCGCCUGGUGGGGCUGGUGGAUAGUGAGCAGGUGGACCAGGUAAUGCCUGGACACUAUCAAACGUUUGGUGCAAAACGGCUCCACCACAUCGCCUCGGGGUACAUCGACAGAGCCGGCACCUGCCCAGCACGCUUCUCCACGUUUGCCUGGAGGACCUUGGCCGGAUUGGCGCUACGGGCAUCCAACACACAUGGCAUCUGCUAGCCACAUGGCAUCUGCUAGCCACAUGGCAUCUGCUAGCCACAUGGCAUCUGCUAGCCACAUGGCAUCUGCUAGCCGUAUGGGAUCUGCUAGCCACAUGGCAUCUGCUAGCCACAUGGCACCCCCAGUUUGAAUCUUUUGCAGAGUUAGGUUGGGGGAUGUGAGGAAUAUAAUUCACCCCCUCAAUUAACAGGAUUUCCUUGUACUGUCUAUUAUAAACUGAUGUGAUCCAAAGUAUGUUAUUUUAAAUGAUUCAUCAAAAUGCCCCCAUUGAAUUAGAUCAGGCAAUGAUUGACAGAAUAUUGAGAUUCCCAUUAUUACAGGAUUCAUUAAAGACUGGAAAAUAAACCUUGUUUAUUAUGUAAUAUUAAGAUAAAUAUUAGGUUGUGUGAUCGUUGGAAUGCUCUUUCCCAUGAGGCAGCCUCUCAUAUGACAGUGUUUCUUAACCCCAGUACCUCAGGAGUCCCCACAACUACUCAAGCUCUUGAUCAUUAGUUGAGUAGCUGAAUCAGGUGUGCUGUCGCUGGGCUAAAACAUAUUUAAGAAACCUUAGGGAGGCCCGCUUGGACUGGAGAUGAAUAACAUAGCUCCCUUUAGAGGACACAAUGUGACAGCACAACACCUACACAGAGACAGACUGACAGACAGACAGGGCAUGACUCAUCAGUAUCUUUUAUAACAUUGUCCCCAGGCUAAGAGAGAGGGAGACAGCCAGCUGGUGGAGGAGACCUAUAUAUUUUGUAACACUAGUCUCGGGCGGGCCAAGUUUUUUUUCGGGCCGCCUAUGAAUAAAAUAAAAAUAUAUUUUUUGUCAGUGUUA
Molecule: messenger RNA, 1799 nt
Organism: Oncorhynchus tshawytscha (Chinook salmon)
Lineage: Eukaryota; Metazoa; Chordata; Actinopteri; Salmoniformes; Salmonidae
Product: metallo-beta-lactamase domain-containing protein 2-like
Exons: 2
Coding region: 152-982 (276 amino acids)
Source: RefSeq, a predicted model, not a curated record